AUGUUCUUCAAGACUGGUCUUACCGCCGUUCUGCUCGGCGCUUCCGCCGCCAAUGCUCACAUGAUCAUGGCCAAGCCCGCUCCCUACGGCGCGGCCACCCUCAACAACUCGCCUUUGCUGGCCGAUGGCAGCGACUUCCCCUGCAAGCAGCGCAGCGGUGUCUACGAUGCCCCCGAUGAGGAGACCGUCGCCCAGAUCGGCCAGUCCAUGCCCCUGAGCUUCACCGGUACCGCUGUCCACGGUGGUGGUUCCUGCCAGGUCAGUCUGACCAAGGACCUCAAGCCCACCAAGGACUCCGAGUGGAUGGUCAUCAAGUCCAUCGAGGGCGGCUGCCCCGCCAACGUGGACGGCAACCUCCCCGAGGGCGGCGCCAGCCCCGAAAGCUCGCUGUCCUACAAGAUCCCCGAGGGUAUCGAAGAGGGCAAGUACACCCUCGCCUGGACCUGGUUCAACCGCGUCGGCAACCGUGAGAUGUACAUGAACUGCGCCCCCAUCACCGUCGAGGGCGGCAGCUCCUCCAAGCGCGAUGUCGAGGAGAAGCGCGACGUCGAGAAGCGCUCUACCAACUUCCCCUCCAUGUUCGUCGCCAACGUCAACGGCUGCACCACCAAGGAGAGCGUCGACAUCCGCUUCCCCAACCCCGGCGAGGACGUCGACCGUGUCGGCAGCGCCGGCAACCUCGCGUCCGAGGGCGACGACGCCUGCAGCGGCACUCCUUCCUUCGGCGGCGCUGGCACCAAGAAGGGCUCUUCCAGCUCCGGUGGUUCCAGCGGUGGCUCCUCCGACUCCGGCAGCGCUCCCGAGCCCACCAAGCCCAGCGGUGGUGCGACCGAGGCUCCCGCUCCUGGCGUCUUUGCUCCCACCGACCCUGCCACGAGCACCCCUACCGCCCCCACUGAGCCCGCCGAGCCCGCUCAGCCCGAGCCUUCCGCCACGACCCCUCCCGCCGAGGCCUCCUCCGAGGGCAGCCUCACCGGCGCCUGUGACGAAGAGGGCCUCUGGAACUGCAUCGACGGCUCCUCCUUCCAGCGCUGCGCCUCCGGCCAAUGGUCGGAAGUGCAGGCCAUGGCCGCCGGCACCCAGUGCCAGGCCGGGCAGACGCAGAACCUGUCCGUGACGGCCCUCAAGCCCCGGAUGCUCUCCGCGAUGCGUCACGCCCGACGUGCUCAUGGAGGCCACCACGCGUAA
This is a messenger RNA of Aspergillus campestris IBT 28561, 1188 nucleotides long. Its product is annotated as lytic polysaccharide monooxygenase AA11 family protein. NCBI's taxonomy places the organism in Eukaryota, Fungi, Ascomycota, Eurotiomycetes, Eurotiales, Aspergillaceae. The record is from RefSeq and is a predicted model, not a curated record. The transcript has a single exon. Bases 1 to 1188 code for a protein of 395 amino acids.